Messenger RNA from Penicillium longicatenatum, 393 nucleotides. RefSeq lists its product as uncharacterized. Lineage: Eukaryota; Fungi; Ascomycota; Eurotiomycetes; Eurotiales; Aspergillaceae. Bases 1 to 393 code for a protein of 130 amino acids. The transcript is spliced from 2 exons. The record is from RefSeq and is a predicted model, not a curated record.
AUGGAUGAACAUUUUCAGGAUAGACCGCUUUCUGGAUCAGGUGGGUCUACUGGACACAAAAAGAUCUCAGCAGGGCUGCUCGUCGUCGCGUGUUUUGCACUGGCCUUGAUACACCCCCAUGAGAGACUGCCCACUGUAAUUGACCGUUCGCGGAGAGAACCCCAACGGGAUGUGCGUUAUACCGAGCCUACGUGGGUGGAGAUAGCCUUGAUUCAAAGGGUAACUCUGGCCCGACAAUUUGAUGAACCAAUUGGAUCGAAGUUGGACAUUGUCAACAACAUUGUGUACGUGGCAGAAAUGAGGGGAAGUUUAAGCUCUGUUUCAUUGGAUGAUUGCAUGAGGGUUGAGUUGGUGCGAAAUGAUGCUUGCUUUACUGGGCUUACCCUGGUGUAG